AUCAGAGCGCGGAGAGACGGAAGCCGAUAAGAUCGGGCCUCACUCGGGGAAUAUUCAUCCUUAUUAGACCUCCUGCAGUAGUUCACCAGAGGACACCAGCUCUUAACUCUCAUCACGAACACUUCUGAACGGACUACAAUGACGCACGACGCGGAGAUGAUCCCCGAGGUUUCCGCCGCAGCGGGCUUCGUGUGCAGACUGUUGCGGAGCCGAGGACGCCUGAGUGACGCGCAGCUGCACGUGUUCAGAGACGGUCUCGCGCAGGCGCUCUCAGAACACUACCAGCACCACUGGUUCCCCGACAGGCCACAGAAGGGAUCUGGAUACCGCUGUAUACGCAUCAAUCACGAGAUGGACCCUCUGAUUGGCCGAGCGGCCGGUCACAUUGGACUGACGAGUGGGCAGCUGUUCUCGCUCCUGCCGCGUGAGCUGACGCUGUGGGUCGACCCGUACGAAGUGUCCUACCGCAUCGGCGAGGACGGCUCCAUCUGUGUACUCUACGAGGCGGAGCCACCGGUCUCAGGCCACGCCCCCUCAGCGUACGACCACACGGCAAACUGCAAAAACCGCUUCAUGAUGAGUGGCCGAACGAGUCCGCCGAAAAACUACCUAAUGAUGGUGUCCAGCUGAACACGCGACUGACCGACCAACUGACCAACCGCCGAGAGUUUACCAUUCCCACGACUUCACAUCCUUUAUUUAAGAUGAACAUUAAAGCACUGGUUGUUACGCGACUGGACGACUGACUCGAGAGAGAUUUCGGCACUGUGACUCUCUUGUUUUUACGUGUUUCCACUGGUGCUCGCGCACGGUUUUAGUGCAAUUACGAUAAUACCUCACGACUCUCACGAGAAUGUAAAGCAAUUAAGGGCCUGAAAUGUACUUUGCGCAAACAUUUGUUUUUCUGUACAAAGGUUCUCUUCAAAGUCGACCAUGAUGAUUAACUAAUUUGCGUUUUAUAUGGCGCCACCUGUGGUGACUUGGAGAAUACAACGUGUUUACCUUCAGUACGUUUCAGGUCUAAAAGGCACCGGUGAUGGUGCUUCAUAAUUUCUGCAGGAGCUGCUAACGAAAGAUGUAUACGUAAAAUACUUUUAUAAUUCUGAACCAACUCCCAUAAUCCCCUCUGCCUUAACCCCAGCACCACCGCUCUCUUAAUAAACGCCACUGCCUGACUCUUUAAGUCUUACUGUGCAAUAUUCAGGUGAAGUCCUCAGGUGAUGUCGUGUGGACUGGAGGCUCCACUGCUGGCGUCUCUGGGGAAGGGAUCGUGUUUUCCCAGGAUGCUUUGCAGGUGUUGGUUGGUUUGGGGCAGGAGUGUGAGCAGAGACUCUCGUCUGUAGCAUCUCGCGGGCUGCUGAGCAGCUCGUCUACUGUUUUAGAUGUAGUUUGUAAGCUAUUUCAGAGCAGAGUUGCUUUUAAUGUACUUUAUUUUUUAAAUGCGUUUGUGCAGAUCUAUAGCUGUACAGUUGAUUUUUAUUACAAUAAACCUUUUAUGAGUUAAACCCUC
Messenger RNA from Carassius gibelio (silver crucian carp), 1510 nucleotides. Its product is annotated as protein BTG2. The record is from RefSeq and is a predicted model, not a curated record. NCBI's taxonomy places the organism in Eukaryota, Metazoa, Chordata, Actinopteri, Cypriniformes, Cyprinidae. The transcript has 2 exons. Gene Ontology annotation, biological process: negative regulation of mitotic cell cycle; negative regulation of cell population proliferation. Gene Ontology annotation, cellular component: cytoplasm; nucleus. The coding region runs from base 139 to 630 and encodes 163 amino acids.